UAUCGUAAAAGAUUGCUAUUUUAAGAACCUAUAUAAACGAUGAUCGUCCUCAAAAAGAAUUGACCCGACGGAGGCAGUAUCUAUCUAAGGCGCCUAACUAAAAUUUCUUGACAUUUGACUUCACUAUCUUGCAAUGUCAGUGACACUACAUACCAAUCUGGGUGAUAUCAAAUGCGAGAUCUUUUGCGAUGAGGUCCCCAAAGCCUCUGAGAACUUUUUGGCACUCUGUGCAAGCGGCUACUAUGAUGGGACAAUAUUUCACAGAAAUAUUAAGGGUUUCAUGAUUCAAGGUGGAGAUCCUACAGGUACGGGCAAAGGCGGGACCAGUAUAUGGGGAAAAAAGUUCAACGACGAAAUAAGAGAGUCCCUGAAGCAUAAUGCCAGAGGUGUACUUUCAAUGGCAAACAGUGGGCCAAAUACAAAUGGCAGCCAAUUCUUCAUAGUGUAUGGAAAGCAGCCACAUCUAAAUGGAUUGUACACCAUCUUUGGCAAAGUGAUUCAUGGUUUUGAAAUUCUUGACAUCAUGGAGAAGACUCCAACUGGACCAGGGGAUAGACCUCUUGCAGAAAUCAGGCUCAAUCGUGUGACUAUACAUGCCAACCCACUUGCUGUCUAGUGUUAACCUGGAUCGUUGAUAUAUAACUUGAACUCCACAGAUCAGUAGGUUGGUGUAACUGAAGAAAGUAGAUGGGUAUGUACCAUGUUAGGAUACAAUCAUCUGCAACAGAUCGAGAAACUGACUUUUGGCUCUCUCUGUGGUCAACAGUUGUGCUAUUUUUUCAUAUUGUAUGAGAUGUGCCAUUUCAUGGUAUUGACAGUUGCAAUAUAUCUGUUGUCAAUAUCAUUUCCUUGAGAGGUAUCAA
Daucus carota subsp. sativus is the source of this 863-nucleotide messenger RNA. RefSeq names its product peptidyl-prolyl cis-trans isomerase CYP18-1. NCBI's taxonomy places the organism in Eukaryota, Viridiplantae, Streptophyta, Magnoliopsida, Apiales, Apiaceae. Gene Ontology annotation, biological process: protein folding; protein peptidyl-prolyl isomerization. The transcript is spliced from 5 exons. Gene Ontology annotation, cellular component: catalytic step 2 spliceosome. Gene Ontology annotation, molecular function: peptidyl-prolyl cis-trans isomerase activity. The record is from RefSeq and is a predicted model, not a curated record. The coding region runs from base 134 to 616 and encodes 160 amino acids.